AUGGAGAUUCCCAAGUCAGAGAAUAUCCUCGUAACGCCUCAUGUCCAACUUGCAAAGAACUUCUCUUUUAUUUCAUUGUUAGGCUUAGCAUUCGCUACAUUGAAUUCAUGGAGCGCGUUUGCAUCGAGCCUUCCGCUUAGCCUCUCUUCCGGAGGCCCAUUAAGUAUCAUCUGGGGUCUUCUUGCCGCUGGGAUCUGUACCCUAUGUAUUUCUAUCUCGUUGGCGGAAAUCUUAUCCGCAUAUCCCACUGCGGCAGGGCAGUACCAGUGGGUAGCUGUAUCAUGGGAUGAAUACAAGGAGGUCCUCGCUUGGUUCACCGCGUGGUUUAAUGUUGCAGCCUGGAUAUGCCUCCCUGCCACUGCCUCACUAUUCGGUAGUUCAUUGAUUAUGAACAUCGCAGUCCUUGCCAAUCCAAAUCUCACUGUCCAACCAUGGCAGGUAUUCCUCGUCUAUAUCGGCUUUUGCCUGACCGGCUUUUUAAUCAACGCCUUCUGGAACUCGAUCCUCGCUGCCCUGAGCAAAGCUGCAUUGAUCUGGUCUCUUUGUGGAUUCCUCAUCUUUUCGAUCACAGCUCUCGCAUGUGCUGUACCCGACUACAACUCAGCCACUUACGUGUUUACCCAAUUCAUCAAUGAGACGGGAUGGCCAGAUGGUGUUGCCUGGCCACUAGGCCUACUACAAGGUAGUUUGUGUCUCAUCGGAUUUGACGCCGUUGCCCAUAUGAUCGAAGAAAUUCCCAACCCGUCCGUCCAAGGUCCCCGAGUUAUGGUUGCAUGUGUAGCAAUCGGGGCACUCACUAGCUUUGCAUUCAUCAUUGUCCUCCUGUUCGUGUCAGACGAUAUCAAUACGAUAAUCACCUCCGGUUAUGGCCCACUACUCCAGAUCAUCCUUGAUGCCACGAAGAGCAAGGCCGGAGCAAUUUGCUUGUUAUUAUUCCCUAUUAUCUGCCUGUUGAUGGGUAUCGUGGCAAUCAUGACCACCUCCAGCCGAAUGAUACUUGCUCUUGGCAGAGAUUCCGGAAUGCCGUUUUCACCAUUCUGGACGAGGGUGCACCCUACCCUAGGAACACCCUUGAAUGCUCUCGGCCUCACUGCGUUCUUGACCCUCUGCUGCGGUUGCAUCUACCUCGGAUCUUCAACUGCAUUCAACGCAUUAAGCUCCGCCACAGUUGUUUGCUUCGAUAUUUCCUACGGCUUUCCGAUCAUAAUCCACUGCCUGCGCGGUCGCAACCAGCUUCCCAAGAGCCAUUGGACCCUGAGCCCGGUCAUCGGAUGGACGGUUAACCUUGUAGCCAUCGGCUAUAUCCUCCUCACCACCGUCCUGUUCCUAUUCCCGCCUUCUCUUCCGGUAACAGGCCGAAGCAUGAAUUACGGUGUCGUGGUCAUUGGCAUCGUUCUCAUCAUCUCCACUGCUUACUGGCUUGUCAGGGGGCGGAAGAGGUUCUCACGUCAGCAUGUGCUCUCAGCAGAAGAGGACACUACUACAGUUACUGACUCAACACACAUCGCUGUGAAAUAA
Messenger RNA from Aspergillus novofumigatus IBT 16806, 1518 nucleotides. Its product is annotated as putative GABA permease. Bases 1 to 1518 code for a protein of 505 amino acids. Gene Ontology annotation, molecular function: transmembrane transporter activity. The record is from RefSeq and is a predicted model, not a curated record. The transcript has 19 exons. Gene Ontology annotation, biological process: transmembrane transport; amino acid transport. Gene Ontology annotation, cellular component: membrane. Lineage: Eukaryota; Fungi; Ascomycota; Eurotiomycetes; Eurotiales; Aspergillaceae.